This is a messenger RNA of Danio aesculapii, 1212 nucleotides long. It is a transcript of the gene med4, whose product is annotated as mediator complex subunit 4. The record is from RefSeq and is a predicted model, not a curated record. The transcript is spliced from 7 exons. Gene Ontology annotation, cellular component: mediator complex; core mediator complex. Gene Ontology annotation, molecular function: transcription coregulator activity. Gene Ontology annotation, biological process: regulation of transcription by RNA polymerase II. Bases 10 to 780 code for a protein of 256 amino acids. NCBI's taxonomy places the organism in Eukaryota, Metazoa, Chordata, Actinopteri, Cypriniformes, Danionidae.
GAAACAAUCAUGGCGGCGGCGGCAGCAGCGGCAGAUAAAUCUACGAAAGAAAGGCUUUUAUCCACUCUGGAUGAUAUAGAAGUUUUAUCCAGAGAGCUGAUCGAGAUGCUGGCGCUGUCCAGGUCACAGAAACUGCCCUCGCCUGGAGAGGACACACUGAUACUGGAGCUGUUAAUACAGAGAGAUAAAGAGUUCCAGGAGCUCAUGCAGACAGCAAUUGAGCAGGGCAGAGUUCACCAGGAGAUGCAAUCACUGGAGAAAGAAGUUGAGAAGAGAGACAGUGAUAUCCAGCAGCUCCAGAAACAACUCAAAGAGGCCGAGCAUAUACUGGCCACUGCUGUCUAUCAAGCUAAAGAGAAGCUGAAGUCUAUUGACAAAGCCAGAAAAGGCAGUAUCUCUUCAGAGGAGAUCAUCAAGUAUGCUCACAGAAUCAGUGCCAGUAAUGCAGUAUGUGCUCCUCUAAACUGGGUUCCAGGUGACCCUCGCAGACCGUACCCUACUGAUCUGGAGAUGCGCAGUGGAAUGCUGGGUAACAUGAGCAACAUGUCCACCAAUGGUGUUAACGGACACCUGCCUGGAGACGCAUUGGCUGCUGGGAGAUUACCAGAUGUACUGACCCCACAGUAUCCUUGGCAGUCCACUGAUGUUUCCAUGGGGAUUUUGCCUCCUCACCAUGGCAACGAUUUUGGCCUAGAGCCGCCUGGUCAUAACAAGGAAAAUGAAGAUGAUGUGGAGGCCAUGUCAACAGAUUCCUCCAGCAGCAGCAGUGACUCUGAUUAAGUGUUAGUGUGUGUGUGUCUGUGUGUUUGUGUGUGUUCAGAGUUUGUCCACCUGUAAAAAAAGUAUGUUGUCGCAGCAAUUUCCGGCUUGUGAAUUUGGAGAUGGAGAUGGCAGCAUAAAAUGCCCUGAGGAGGACCAAACAUGCAGAGGUUCACUCUUAAACAAUCCCUCAUUGGGGCUGGUUGUUUUAACAAUAUGCUUGUUAUUUCCUUCUCUGAGUGCCUACAGUCAUCAUUUGUGUGAAUAAUUUUAUCCCACUGGCCUCAAAUGUCACCAAGUCAUUGUUUUCAUUGUGUGAAGCGUGACGGGCUCGUUUGCAUUUAUUUGCAUUACUGCAAUACAUUUCUGGCGCACUGUUGGAAUAUAAAUAGCAAUGUAAAUACCUCUGAACUUUCAGACUCUGUAAAUAAAACUUUCUUUUUUAAAUUAAAA